This is a messenger RNA of Melospiza melodia melodia, 525 nucleotides long. Its product is annotated as olfactory receptor 14J1-like. Gene Ontology annotation, molecular function: olfactory receptor activity. The record is from RefSeq and is a predicted model, not a curated record. The transcript has 2 exons. Gene Ontology annotation, cellular component: plasma membrane. Lineage: Eukaryota; Metazoa; Chordata; Aves; Passeriformes; Passerellidae. The annotation marks the transcript as partial. Gene Ontology annotation, biological process: detection of chemical stimulus involved in sensory perception of smell; G protein-coupled receptor signaling pathway.
CUGCACUACGGGACCCUCCUGGGCAGCAGAGCUUGUGCCCACAUGGCAGCAGCUGCCUGGGCCAGUGGUUUUCUCUUUUCACUGCUGCACACAGCCAAUACAUUUUCAUUGCCCCUGUGCCAUGGCAAUGCCCUGGGCCAGUUCUUCUGUGAAGUUCCCCAGAUCCUCAAACUCUCCUGCUCCAAAUCCUGCCACAGGGAACUUGGGCUUCUUACUGUCAGUGUCUGUUUAGCAUUUGGCUGUUUUGUGUUCAUUGUUUUCUCCUAUGUGCAGAUCUUCAGGGCCGUGCUGAGGAUCCCCUCUGAGCAGGGAUGGCACAAAGCCUUUUCCACCUGCCUCCCUCACCUGGCUGUGGUCUCCCUGUUUCUCAGCACUGCAGCAUUUGCCCACCUGAAGCCCCCCUCCAUCUCUUCCCCAUCCCUGGAUCUGUCAGUGUCAGUUCUGUACUCGGUGGUGUCUCCAACUGCAUCAAUGAGGAGCCGGUCUCUUGGUGGCUUUGAAGGAACUAAAUGGUCUCCCAGCUGA